Molecule: messenger RNA, 1723 nt
Organism: Uranotaenia lowii
Lineage: Eukaryota; Metazoa; Arthropoda; Insecta; Diptera; Culicidae
Product: RNA-binding protein fusilli-like
Exons: 4
Coding region: 89-991 (300 amino acids)
Source: RefSeq, a predicted model, not a curated record
AGUCCGUCGUCUGAUCUUGUCCCAGUGAUUUCUAGUGAUUUUUGGGCUUGGUUCUCCUGAUUAGUUUGAUCCUUACACAAGUGUUAACAUGAAGAUCCUAGUGGUCCUGGCUUACGUGGCCGUUGCUUCGGCUCGACCGGAAGCUCCCCUGCAUCAUGGCAGCGGAUACAACUAUCCGGCCCCGCAACCGAUUGCACAUGCCGCGGCAGCGGGCUCAGCUGUAGCAUUCGGCGGCGGUGGUGGUCAUGGCCACGGCGGUUAUGCCGGUGGGCAUGGAGCUGCUCAUGCCAGCUCCCAUGGAGUCGCUCAUGCUGCUGCUCCUGCUCCUAUUUACCAUCAGCCGGCUCCGGUCUAUCAGCAACCUCAAGCUCAAGCUUUCAGCCAGUCGGGAUCCUCGGCUAGCAGCUUCGGUCAGGGUGCCAGCUUCGGCCAGGCUGCCGGAUUCGCUUCGUCCUUCUCGGCCGGAUCGGCCCAGGCUUUCGCCGCCCCCCAACAGGCCAUAGUCCAGAAGCACAUCUACGUGCACGUCCCACCAGCAGAGCCCGAACUCCCUGCCUCGCCUCAGUUCAUCAGCCAGGGCCCUCCGCGCAAGCACUACAAGAUCAUCUUCAUCAAGACACCGAACGUGCAGCCAUCGGCCGCCCAGAUCGCCCUGCAGCAGGCCCAACAACAGGAGAAGACCAUCGUUUACGUUCUGGUCAAGAAACCCGAUGACCAGCAGGAGCUGAACAUCCCACAGAUCGCCGCCGCCCCACCAAGCAAACCGGAAGUCUACUUCAUCAAGUACAAGGCCAACAAGGCCGCCGUCGGUGGAGCCGGUGGUCUUGCUUCCGGCAUUGCCUCGGCCAGUUCCAGCUCGAGCGCCUCGGCCAGCAGUAGCGGCUUCGAUGCCGCCAUCGGAUCGUCCGCCGCCUCGGCAGCCGCCCAUUCCCACGCUGGUAGCAUCACGACGCAAUACGGUGCCCCAGGUGGUCACCCCGGAUAUCCAUAAGCGAUCCCCGCUCGAAGCCGGGAGGAGAUUGGCGAAGGUGCAAAUUUUCCUGCACCCAACACAUCUCCCCCUCACAUCCACCCACUAGUUAUUCUAGAUGAGCGCGCUGUGUUUAUCGAUGAUUUACGAUGAAAAUGAUGAUGACAACUCUGGAUGAGAAGAUAUACCUCCGUAUUCUGCUUUAAAACUAGUCUAAAAAAAAUUAAUAAAAACAAACAAAUUCGACGUUACCGGUGCCGAGUAGACCCACCGCCAAUCAGCUCUAAACGAACAGCGAAGCGGAUCACACCGAAACAAAUGACAGAUGAUGCGGUAAAGGUGACAUUUGAAUCUAAUCAAUUACUGCCUUCGGAAAACCCGGUAGCCAUUUUCCUUUUCUUAACGGUGACAAGAGAAAGAUGGCUCCAGGGUUUUUUUUUCAAACCCGCGGUGCUACCUGGAAGCGUGAAGACUAAAAACAUAAACUGAUUUAUUUAACUACUCAGAAAAGACGCUGACAUUUUUUCGCCUUUAAGUUAUUGAAGGAAAGUUUGUGGAGUGAAAAUUGACACACAAAAGUAUGCAGAUUGGGGCUCGAAGCAUCCCUCCUCCCCCCAAAUAGCUGUUAAGAGACUAGAUGAAAACGAUGAGAGAGAGAAUGAUACAAACUGUUGUUUAUAUUUAAGAAAUUUGUGUAAGUAAACAAGAAAGUAAAAAAUAAAAAUAAAUAAAAGAAUGAUUUUACAAAGACAA